UAUAUAUAUAAACAUACCUGUCGUCUCUUUUGUCGAUUCUAAUUUUCGAGCAUAAAUUUGUAAAAUAUACAUCAUCUUCAUUCGCACCUUCACACACAUACAAGCUUUAAAGAUAGACGAAACCACAUUAGGAAAAAUCAUUCCUAAUGAUUAUAUGUUACAAUUAAAAGAUAGUGUUAAAACAAACUUUAAAUCAACGGAAUUGGAGCCAAGUACUGCAAAAAAUGAUUUUUUUUACCCCAGUCCAGUCCACGGAACAAAAGGUUCAUCUGUAAAUUUAUCUUGUAAUUACUUAGAGCUUACGACGGAUAAAUCAAAAGGGGUUUUUCAUUACGAAGUGCGUUUUUUUCCACCUGUGGAUUCUGUUCAUUUAAGAUUAAAAUUUUUAAACGAUCAUAAUGAUAAGCUCGGAGGAACCAAAACAUUUGACGGAAACACCUUAUAUUUACCAAUCUUGUUACCAAAUCAGAUGACCGUUUUUGUUUCAAAGGUGGAAAACGUUGAAUUGCAGAUUCGUAUUUUGUUCAAAAAAAAGGAGGCUCUUGCGAAUUGCACUCAUUUAUAUAAUGUUUUAUUUGAUAGGGUCAUGAAAACAUUAAAUUAUGUAAAAUUUGAUCGGAAACAGUUUGACCCCUCUCGUCCAAAAAUUAUACCGUUGGCAAAGCUAGAAGUUUGGCCAGGCUAUGUUACAGCCGUAGAUGAACACGAAGGUGGUUUAAUGCUUUGCUGUGACGUUUCACAUCGUAUACUAUGUCAAAAAACAGUUUUAGAAAUGCUGGUGGAUAUAUACAAGCAAAACGCACACCAAUAUCAAGAAUGCGCUAAAAAGACGUUGAUUGGAAAUAUAGUCUUAACAAGAUAUAAUAAUCGUACUUAUAAAAUAAAUGAGAUUUGCUUCGAUCAAAGUCCGAAGUCUGAGUUUCUUGCCAAAACUGGAGCCACAAGUUAUAUAGAAUAUUACAAACAAUAUCACAACAUAAACAUAAUAGAUAUUAAUCAACCAUUGCUUCUAAGUAUAAAGAAAUCAAGAACAAGCAUUGAAGACAACGAAAGCAUACAGUUCUGUUUAAUUCCUGAACUGUGUUACCUUACCGGACUUCGAGAUGAUAUUCGUUCAGAUCAUAAACUUAUGCGUGAAAUCGCGACAUUUACAAGAGUGUCACCAAAUCAACGGCAACUGGCGUUAAACAAGUUUUACGACAAUGUUUCCAAAACUACUGCGGCUCGAGAUAUUCUGAACAGUUGGGGUCUUUCACUUAAUAAAAAUUUAAACAAGCUAAAAGGACGUCAAAUGGACGCAGAACCAAUUUAUUUUUUUAAAACGUCUGUGUCAGCAGGAAAAAAUGCAGAGUUUUCCAAACACGCUGUCAGCAAUGAAAUGUUGGAAGUAAUCCACUUAAAUAAAUGGAUAAUAAUACAUUUGAGGAAUGAUACACCAGCUGCAACCAACCUGCUUGAUAAUAUGAAACAAUGUUGUAAGUCUCUCGGCAUGAAUGUUGCUAAACCAACAAUGAUUUCGUUAGAAUGUGAUCGAGCCGAUGCAUAUAUUCAAGCUUUACGGCGAAAUAUAGCUAUAGAUUCACAAAUUGUCGUCUGUAUUUGUCAUAACAGUAGAGACGAUCGAUAUUCUGUCGUAAAAAAAAUUUGUUGCUCGGAAUUACCAAUACCAUCUCAGCAUUUGUGGCAUCAAUGAAUACGUCGUAUACACAAUGGUAUAGCAAAGCUGUAGUUCAAUCAAAAAGUGAAGAAAUAGUAAAUGGACUAACCGCAUCUUUUGACACUGCCUUAAAAAUGU
Drosophila elegans is the source of this 1795-nucleotide messenger RNA. RefSeq names its product protein argonaute-3. The record is from RefSeq and is a predicted model, not a curated record. Gene Ontology annotation, molecular function: protein binding; piRNA binding. The coding region runs from base 155 to 1693 and encodes 512 amino acids. Gene Ontology annotation, cellular component: P granule. The transcript is spliced from 3 exons. Gene Ontology annotation, biological process: regulatory ncRNA-mediated gene silencing. Lineage: Eukaryota; Metazoa; Arthropoda; Insecta; Diptera; Drosophilidae.